This is a messenger RNA of Pectinophora gossypiella (pink bollworm), 1440 nucleotides long. It is a transcript of the gene Slob, whose product is annotated as slowpoke-binding protein. The record is from RefSeq and is a predicted model, not a curated record. Bases 1 to 1440 code for a protein of 479 amino acids. Lineage: Eukaryota; Metazoa; Arthropoda; Insecta; Lepidoptera; Gelechiidae. The transcript has 10 exons.
AUGAGAAUUUCCUUGGAAAAAAUUAAAUUACGUUUGACAUCGUUUGUGGAAUCUGUGAAGAUGUUCAAUUUGUACCAGCAUAUGAAGAAUAAUAGUGAGGGGAAGGAAAUGAAGGAGCCAGAGACGACUGGCCAUGAUAGGUUUUACCAGGAGCGUCCAAGGACAAGUUAUAGGAAGAAGAAGCGCCGUGGAGCGUGCAGACGGGCGCAGUCAGCUGCCGAGCUGAAUCCUGAGUCAAUUGCAGCUGCCAAUAAAAGGAACGCGUUCAGAAUUCGGUCUGUGUCCACCGAUAGAGAAGAAAGCGAAGAAGAGAACUCAGAGCGAGCACCGCUGGUGGCGCAGAAGAUAGACUCCCUGGCCAAACUGCUGUUCAACAAGUCUAUCAUCGGCACAGGAUCUGGCAAGUCGUCACCUUCGGAGCCUCCCACCUCACCCAAAAUCGAACGGUCAAUGGAGAGUUCAGCGGCGUUAGCACUCUGUACAGAAUAUUUGUCACAAACGUCCAGGUACGAUAUGCUGUCACAACUGGGCCCAAUCGGCUCUCGGCCGAAUAAACACUGGUUUGCGAUACAUGACAACUCUAUUAAAACCGACAGAUUGCUUACUCUGAUGCCUCUAACAAGCAAGUGUCCAAUCGAGCAGAGCGAACGGUCCAGAGGUCUGAUCAUGAAGUUAUUCAGAGCCCUGCACCACCCGUACAUCUACCCAGUGUUAGACCUGGAGCUGUGCAACGGACACGCCUUAGCUGUGCUGCCUUUUAACAUCCGAGGGAGCUUGAAAGACCUCAUUUAUAAGAGCACUUGGAACGACGAGUAUGGGCGUAAAUACGGGUCGGGAGGGACAGGGCUGCCGGCGUGGCAAGUGGCGCGGUUCGGCAGGCAAAUGCUGGAGGGCCUGCUCUUCCUCAAGGAGAAGGGCUUCCCUCCCUUCCGCCACCUCCACUCAGGCAAUGUGGUGGUGCAGAACGGAGUAGCAAGAAUAUGCGGCUUAGAGAACACGCUGAUCGGAGCGAUGCCCAGGUGUCCGAUAGCCCUAGCGGCACCCCUGGACAACGUGGAGGCCCUGUCCCUCGGCCACGUGCUGUACGAGAUGUGCUCAGCAUCAGAGCUUGAUCUUGCUCUGUUGUCUGACCUUCUACCCAACUACCCGCAUGUAGUGGAGAUCAUCGAGCUGAUCUUCGGUCCUCGCACUCCGUCGCUUCACGAGCUGCUGCUCUGCGAACUCUUCAGGAAGAUCGACCUACGCGAGAUGAAGGGCUCCUGUUUACCGAACUUCAGCCAGCGGCUGUCCCGCUCGUGCCUGUCCCUGCUGGGCGAGGUGGCGCGGCGCCAGCCCGCCGGCCGCGCGCUCACGCCGCCGCGACGCUCGCCCGCCACGCCGCCCGCGCGCAGAAGGCAUUUCCCUUUGGACCAAGAUUUUACGGAAGAAUGGCAAUGGUAA